UUGAAUUCUUCGCUUGCCCACAGCCCCCGUGCCGAUUCAGCUUGGAAGUCACUCGAAGGUUUUUUUGAUGGCUUUGAAUCGAGCUUCAUGGCAUUUCUUGACUCAGAAGAAGCCACAGGAAUCACAUCAAGACAGCCUCUCCUUGUUCCUAUUGGGUGUGAGGACCAAUCCAAAGAGCUUUGAAGACUUCAUACAUCGGAGCCGCAAUGAGACGUUCCCCGAGUUUUUCUUUCUGGAGGAUCCAAAGUCUUUUGAAGAGGCCCUCGGCGAAGAUCCAAACAUCAAAGCAAUGCGUAGGCUGCGUAGCUUCGGUACAUUGAAGCACUGCGAAUCCGAGAAACCCUUGGGUGGCAACCCCGCAGUGUUGCAGAGUUUUGCUGGAAGCAUUGCUCGUCGUGAUCCGAGCAAUGGUCGUGUAGAUUGGGAGGCCUCGACAAGCUAUAAGCUGUGGGACAAGCCAGCAUGAGUAUAGUUGGUUUCGGGCUGAGCAAAGGCUGAUCAGGAUGAGUAAUUAGAUGUGCAGGUACCAGAAGGUUAUUCCCUUUCAAAUCCUACAACCUUCUUUUCGUGAGCCCCCUUCGUCGGAGACGAAGCACUUGAAAUUUAUUUUGGGUUGACUCUUGAUACCGCCAUGGUUCAGAAACCUUUUGGCCAGCUUUGGCCGAUCAGAGAUCGUCUUCACAAACGCCGUAAAACCGGCGACUGCAUCUGACGUAAGGCAAUAUUAUGUGGAAUGGC
Cladocopium goreaui is the source of this 738-nucleotide messenger RNA. NCBI's taxonomy places the organism in Eukaryota, Dinophyceae, Suessiales, Symbiodiniaceae. The record is from the annotation of a GenBank genome assembly.